CACUCCAACUCUGACAAAGGCGACGGUUCCGUCAGGUACCUGCUCUCUGGCGAGGGGGCGGGGACAAUCUUCAUCAUCAACGAAGUGACGGGUGACAUCCAUGCUGCCAAGAGUCUCGACCGUGAGAAGAAGAGCCAGUACGUGCUGCACGCCCAGGCCGUUGAGCGCUACACCAACAGGUCCUUGGAACCCGAGUCAGAGUUCAUCAUCAAAGUCCAGGACGUCAAUGACAACGCCCCAUGGUUCCCUGAUGGACCGCUCGCCGCCACCGUCCCUGAGAUGGCUGACGUGGGCACUUCGGUGGUUCAGGUGACAGCCACAGAUGCAGAUGACCCCACCUAUGGGAACAGCGCUAAGAUCGUCUACAGCAUCCUGCAGGGACAGCCUUACUUCUCUGUGGACCCUAAGACCGGUGUGAUCAGGACGGCCCUGGCAGGUAUGGACCGUGAGGCUAGGGAACGCUACUUCCUGGUUGUCCAGGCCAAGGAUAUGGCGGGCUCCGUGGGCGGCCUAUCAGGGACCACAACUGUCAACGUCACUCUGACUGAUGUCAACGACAACCCACCCAGAUUCCCACAGAAGAGCUAUCAGCUCUACGUGUCCGAGUCGGCCGCCGUGGGCAAGGCUGUCGGCAGAAUCAAGGCCAGCGACGAGGACCUCGGGGUGAAUGCAGAGAUGGAUUACGUCAUCACCAACCCCGAAGCUGCUGCCGUGUUCUCCAUCAGCACUGACAGCGAGCACGGGGAGGGGAUCAUCUCACUCAAACAGCCUUUGAACUAUGAGAAGAGGAAGACCCACACACUUCACAUCGAGGGCGUCAACACACAUCUGGACCCUCGCUUCUCCCACCUCGGCCCCUUCAGGGACUCCACCUCGCUGCGGGUCAUCGUGGGCGAUGUGGACGAGCCCCCACUCUUCUCCAUGGACUACUACAUCAUGGAUGUCUACGAGAACUCGCCCAGUGGAACGCAGGUUGGCAUGGUGACCGCCCAGGACCCUGACAGCACCAAGAGCCUCGUAAGGUAUUUCAUAGAUAACAGUGAGGAGGGUCCGGUGUAUUUCACAGUGGGUGUCAACAGCGGCUUCAUCAGGACCACUCAGCCUCUGGACAGGGAGGGCGUGGCCUGGCACAACAUCACUGUCAUGGCCGCUGAGGUCGACAACCCUCGUCUGGUCAGCCAGGUUCCCGUGACCAUUCAGGUGCUGGACGUCAAUGACAACGCUCCGGCCAUCGCAGGGGAGGAUGACGACAUCAUAGUGUGUGAAAGUUCCAGAGUUGGCCAGGUGAUCCAGACCAUAAGGCCUGCAGACAUGGACAACUUUGCCAACGGUCAUUUCUCCUUCGCUCUGCCCAGAGAGCUCCCAGACAACCCCAACUUCACCUUGAAAGAUAACGAAGACAACACAGCCAGCAUCAUAUCACGCCGGCGUGGGUUCCAGAAGGUGGAGCAGGAGUCGUAUCAUCUGUCGGUGGUGGUGUGGGAUGGGGGGGAGCCCAUGCUGAGCAGUACCACCACCCUGAACAUGCGUGUGUGUGUGUGCCUCCGAGGCACCAGGGGGCACAACCUCUGCCAGGCCCAGGCCUUCCUCUCCACGGCAGGCCUCAGCACCGGAGCCUUCAUCGCCAUCCUCCUCUGCAUCCUCAUACUUCUGGCCAUAGUGGUAAUGUUCCUGACCCUGCGCAGCAAGAAAGCCAAUAAGGAACCUCUCAUUCUCUCUGAGGAGGACGUCCGUGAGAACGUGGUAACCUACGACGACGAGGGCGGCGGGGAGGAGGACACGGAGGCCUUCGACAUCGCUGCGCUACGCAACCCCGCUUCCUCAGAGCCGAGGAGGCUACGCCACCGUCGAGAGGUGGAGCCAGAAGCCGCCUGGUUGGUGAUUGGCUGCCAUCCGCGAGUAGGCGGGAGCAGCCUGUCGGCUUCCUCCUGUUCGGUCCUGGACAGCAAUGACAUCAUUCACCGUGUCAUCAGGCAGAAAGUCGUGGAGGCAGACCAGGACAAUAGAGGGCCACCCUAUGACUCACUGCAGACCUACGCCUACGAGGGUCGGGGCUCCCUCUCGGGGUCCAUCAGCUCCCUGGGGCUGGCCACAGCGCUGCCUGAGCUCAGCUACUCCGACCUGGAGGACUGGGAGCCCGAGGCACACACUCUGGCCCGUCUGUUUGGAGAGCACAUUUUGGAACACAGCCCCUAGAUUGGGUGCCUGGUCACAGAGACGACCCUCCAGCCAUCUUUCCUCCCCCCUCCUGGGAUCAUGUCACCCUGUUUGGAUUGAGAGGAGGUGCUGUUGUGGAGGUGAGGUUAACCAUUGUGUCUCUGGAUUGGAUCUUCUUUGGAAAGAGCGUAUUAACAUAUUUUGGAAAACUAAAAUUCUGAAAAGACUUCAAAUAAAACGUCACGGUUUGGAAAAAGGAGAAAAGGAAACUAUUUUCCCUAUUGUAUAUUUUUAUUGAUAAAUAAAGCCCAAUUGUUUGCGAGAGAUGAAGUGAUUUACAAUUCAUGUUGUAAUGAAUCCUAUGUUCUACCCUUAUACUUGAUACCUGGGGGUAUUCCUGUGGAACCAUGUUGGUAAGUACUUACAGUUUUCUGUGUAGACCGUCCAAGGUCGUUCCAGUACUUCACUAAUUCUGUGUACUGCAAAAACAAGUCAAUGAAAUUCUUCACAAGAGCAGAGAAAGUUUUAAUUGGGUAACAACGGCACUGUAAGCGUUGUUAUUGGCUUCAAAUGCUUUGGUGUGCAGCUUUUAUGGCCAUCCUGGGGUUUCCACAUGAGCUCUGAGAAGGCCUGGUGUGUUCCUGCAGUACUCUUGAUCAGCACCCAGGGGAUCCCAGCGAGAAAAAAUACGAACAAACUGCGUUCAUUAUGUUGCCAAUGUCAGGAAUGAUGUGGCAAUAGAAUUAACUGAAAAAUAUUUUUUAAGAUUCAACUGCCAUCAUUUCUUACAAAGUAAUUUCAAAGGGAACUAAUGAUUAUGUGAAAGCACAUCAAUUUACUCUGUUUUUAAAACUAGAUUGCUAUAUGAAGAGGUCUGGUUCUGUCUGCUGAGUAACCUAUAAAGGGAAAUGAGGUAUGAUGGCCCACGACAGAACCCCCACACAGUUUCAGUAGAACAGUCUGUUCCUACCGAGGGUAAUCGCAGAGCAUGUGUGUGCGUGGUCUCUUUGAAAACAACUUUAACGCCAACAACCGUUAGCAUUCUGUUUCCAUUCAACAGAAAUCAUGAAUUAUGCAUUACAUUACAAUUUCUUUUGAGGAUGGUAUUUGAAGACAAAAGGGAAAAUAUAUAAAUAGCAUCUUAAUGGUCACUUUUUUGUUUUUGUUUUUUGCAAAUCUAGCUGCCAUUGCCAAUCCUAAUGAUGAACAUGAUUACUAUUUUCUUCUUUCACAUUCCUGAAUAACGCCAGUGAGGUGGACCACACUAAAUCCAGACUUUAUAUUUUCAUCCCAGCCCAUCUUGGUGCAGCAUUCAAAGUCAUUAAAACAGGAUAGCGGUUUAUGGUAUUCUGUUCUGUUGUGUGUUGUGUUGCUGAUCAGUCACUGGCAUAGUACUGAAGAUCAAGAGAAAACAUUUUGAUCAACAAGAAACAAGACAGAUGCUUGCCAUUAAGAUUUUUUCAUCAUAUCAGGAGAAAUGCAAGCAGCACAGGGUAUAGACGUCACCACUAAUGUUAUCUUAAUUGCUAUUCAAAAGAUCACACCAGAAGCCAUAAUGAUUGUAGAAAAUGUUGCCCCUUUGCUUUUU
Molecule: messenger RNA, 3745 nt
Organism: Osmerus eperlanus (European smelt)
Lineage: Eukaryota; Metazoa; Chordata; Actinopteri; Osmeriformes; Osmeridae
Product: cadherin-18-like
Exons: 10
Coding region: 280-2196 (638 amino acids)
Biological process (GO): homophilic cell-cell adhesion; cell morphogenesis; cell-cell adhesion mediated by cadherin
Cellular component (GO): adherens junction; plasma membrane; catenin complex
Molecular function (GO): cadherin binding; calcium ion binding
Source: RefSeq, a predicted model, not a curated record